This is a messenger RNA of Vicia faba (fava bean), 327 nucleotides long. Lineage: Eukaryota; Viridiplantae; Streptophyta; Magnoliopsida; Fabales; Fabaceae. The record is from the annotation of a GenBank genome assembly.
AUGUCUUCAACUGGUAAGGGCAAGAAGCGCGAGGAGCAGGACAACGCUUCCGAUGGCGACUCUGAAGGUCACGCGCCUCCCAAAAAGACCCAAAAGAAAGAUUCCGACGAUGACGCUGAUAACAUCACCGUCUGUGAGAUAGGGAAGAACAGGAAGGUUACUGUGAGGAUCUGGCAGGGGAAGAUUUGGGUCGACAUUCGUGAGUUUUACCUCAAAGAUGGGAAGGAAUUGCCUGGGAAAAAAGGUAUCUCUCUGUCCAUGGAUCAGUGGAAUGUGCUUCGUGAUCAUAUUGGAGACAUUGACAAGGCUGUUGUUGAGAAGUCUUAG